Molecule: messenger RNA, 2397 nt
Organism: Pseudoliparis swirei
Lineage: Eukaryota; Metazoa; Chordata; Actinopteri; Perciformes; Liparidae
Gene: tango2
Product: transport and golgi organization 2 homolog (Drosophila)
Exons: 10
Coding region: 272-1099 (275 amino acids)
Biological process (GO): Golgi organization; protein secretion
Cellular component (GO): Golgi apparatus
Source: RefSeq, a predicted model, not a curated record
UGGGCGAGAUUCAAGCCAACACAUAGAGAAUGAAUCUUCACGCCCGCUGGAGAGGCGACUGGAGACUCAAAUCGAGGGGAUUCCGUGUGUACACUUCCUUUUAGCGAGUACGACUAGCGACCCUUACGGUGUUGAAUGCAGCAGGAGGACACGCAGCAUGCACUCUGGAUGGUCCAUUUGUUUUCCUACAGCUAAUUACACGGUACAUGACUCGGAUUUGAAGGCAGGCGAGGAUUGAGUGAAACUUUGUCAUCAAUCCCACGAUCCAUCCAUGUGUAUAAUCUUCUUCAAGUUUGACCCCCGGCCCGCAUCCAAAAAUGCCUACAGGCUAAUUUUGGCUGCAAACCGAGAUGAGUUCUACAGCAGGCCGUCCAAAGUUGCAGACUUCUGGGGGAGCAACACCGAGCUCCUCAGCGGCCUGGACCUUGAAAGUGGAAGGGAAGGAGGGUCAUGGCUGGGGAUCAGCAAGCGGGGCCACCUGGCUGCAAUCACCAACUACAUGGAAGCGCGGCUCAACACUGAUGCACAAGGACGAGGAUUUCUAGUGUCUAACUACCUUAUGGACAAGGAUCUGAACAGCUACUCGUACCUAAAGAAGGUGUCAGCAGAAAGCCACUUGUACAACGGCUUCAACCUCCUCACGGCAGAGUUCAAAGCCAAACAAGACAUAAUGUGUUACUAUGGAAACAGAGGCAGCCCUGAACCCAUCCAUCUAAAACAAGGAAUCUACGGCUUGAGUAAUUCGCUGCUGGACACUCCAUGGAGGAAAGUGCUGCAAGGAAAAAGUCACUUCACCAGCGUCGUCAGUGACCAGUCCCUGUCCCGCGAUGGACUGAUGCAAGAGCUGCUCAACGUCCUCUGCAAUGAGGAACUAAACACGCCUGAUCCAGUUCUGGAGGGCCAGAAUAACGGUUACAGCAAGCCCGAGAUCGAGGCUCAGUCCGCAGUGUUUGUUCGCUACGCUCAUUAUGGCACAAGGGCCAACACAAUUAUCCUGAUCGACGCAGAGGGUACCGUGACCUUCACCGAGCGCACCAUGCUCAACUGUGACACAAGCAAAUGGAGGACCAGCUCUUUCCAGUUCAAACUGCAGGAGUGAAGAAACGAUGAAGGAGACCCACUCUGUGCCUUUCUUCAGCUCGUUGACUCUUGCUGCUUCCUUAACAUUAGCGAUAUGUAUUUCUUACUUUGUAUUGAAGUUCAAAUGCAUCUUUUGAAAAUGUCUGCUAAUUUAAGAUUGCCAAAGAAAAGUACACAUUUUCUAAAGGACCAUUUUUUUUAGCUACACACAAAACAGCAGGCUUGGGUUUCUUCCAAAAGUCUGAUGCGUGACAAAUUGCUGGUAACCUGCUUUGAAAUGCAAUCCAUACCAUCAUGCACAAGAUUAUUUAUUAUUAAAUAUGCACUUAAUGCACAAUUUCUGGACUACAAUUUGACAUUAUUUUCUGUUUUACACAUUAGAAAAUAAUUGGGUCAUCACUGUAUUCAUAUAGAAUGUAUCAUCUUAUUUAAAUGUACAGUAAUUGACAUAGAUUAGAGUUAUGACUACUUUUUCAAUGUUGGUUUAUGUCAGUGGUUCUAAAACUGUGGUACUACAGGUGGGGUGCCGGUGGAAAUGCAGAAAGACCUUUUAUUGAAAGAUUCACAUAUUACAAAAGUUAAAAGUACACAAACAUAGAACUAAGUCAUUUAUAAAUAUACUGCGAAAUGCCUGUACUUUCGUGUAAAUGUUUACUAAUGCCAAACACAUGCGCGACAGCCAAAAUUCUUGGCGGUCGAAUAGUCCUUUUUGGUUCGGAAGGUUCCUCACGGUGCGAAAUACACCAGACGUAUCUAAGUGGCCGCCAUGAUAAGUGCUGGUCGAUUUCUGUAACCGGAAGGAAGGAAAGGAGCUUGAAUGCUUCCUUAUUUAGCUCCUUUAGCAUAGGAAACACUGGUCCUUACUUUAUGAAAGGAAAGGAGAUGAUGCUGCCCCACAAUACUUUGCGGCAACAACAUUUGAAGUGCCAGUCGGCCGUCCAUGAGAACAAACAAUCGUGGCCGACAAACAGAUCAUGUAAAUAAGGUGUUUCAUGAAUUAUUGUCUGUAUAUUCUUAUGAUCAGAUUGUAACCUGCAUAAAAAUCAUUACGAGUAAUAUGAGACACUGUUAGUGGGAGAUUGUAUUUAAUUCAGCAUCUUUGAAAUUGAACAAUGACUUUUUAGUCUGCAUAUCUGACCUCCAGGUCAUAAAUGGAAAACAACAAUAUGAUCACCAUGUGUCCAAUUUUAGUUUAGCGUUGAACUCUGACAAUCCCUUGGUUUCAGCAAAUGUUUCAGACAAUGGAUCUCUAAUCACUUCCAUGGUGAAAGAAAAAGAAGAGCAUUUUGCAGCUAAUAUAAAAACCCUCUCACUUGG